Messenger RNA from Brassica napus (rape), 3408 nucleotides. RefSeq names its product ethylene-responsive transcription factor ERF119-like. Bases 2138 to 3025 code for a protein of 295 amino acids. Lineage: Eukaryota; Viridiplantae; Streptophyta; Magnoliopsida; Brassicales; Brassicaceae. Gene Ontology annotation, molecular function: DNA binding; DNA-binding transcription factor activity. Gene Ontology annotation, biological process: regulation of DNA-templated transcription. The record is from RefSeq and is a predicted model, not a curated record. The transcript is spliced from 2 exons.
AUAUCAUCUCAUUCGUGAUAUCGUCGAUAUAGGAGAUGUGAAGAUUAGGAGAGUCUCAACGGAUGCAAAUGUUGCUGAUCCAUUGACUAAACCUCUUCCACGACCUAAGCAUGAGAGUCAUACUACUGCUAUAGGCAUAAAGUUUCUUAAGAUGUGAUCUUGAUUCUAGUGGGAGUUUUUUCUUUUAUGAUAUGAUGUUCAGAUUUACAUACAUUUGGUUAUGUUUUAAAACUAAAGAAAUUGUUUCAGAUUUAUUUUAUUAUUGGAUAAUUAAAUAAAAGUCCCAAAAUGAUUUAUAUCAUUCUUAUAGAUCAUCAAGUACGUGACUUGAUCAUGAAACCUUAUAUCUGAGAGAUGUUAUAAAUUAUUGAGGUCCCUUAUCAAGGUUGUUAACUUGGGACAUUAACAACCGAGUAUGACUAGUAUGUGAGGUGAUUGAUGACUAAGUUUCAUGGAGUCAUUCAAUAUGUGGUAUUGAAGUCAAUCACAUGGAUAUGUGUUAGAGAACACAUGAUCGGACUGACCCGCUAUGAGAACUCUACAAGAUUGUUAUAUGAGUGCCAUAAGAGUUUUUCAUUACGACUAUACAAUAUAGUCCUUAGACAUGAGUUCAUCAUGAUUCUUUACUUGUGGAUUAGUUCACUUUGACCUUGUCAAACGUCAGCCGUAACUGGUGAUUAUAAAGGUAUUGAUUAGGUGUUCUAUGAAGAUUGUAAGGAGCAUGGAUGGAACAAGAUGGGAUUUGUCCCUCCCAUAUAACGGGAGAUAAAUAUCUCUGGGCAUAUCGAAGAUUUGAUACUGAGAAAUGCAUGGCCGUGCUCAAACGAGGUGAAUGUCAGUUGUUUGUUUUAUCAGUAUAAAUCAUAGUUCGAUAAACGUGAUCUAACUUGAUAAGGAUGACACAAGUUCUUGUCUUAUGUUGAGAUCGAGAUAUAGAGACAAAGAGAUUAUAAGAAUAGAUGAUUCUAGUACAAGUGGGAGAUUGUUUGGAAUGUCCUAAAAUUAUUUGUACUUACUCUUGUUUAAGUCGUAAGUCGAGGUUCGACAAUCGUAUAAAAUUAGGUGGUUAUAAUGUUUUGCUAGAAACCGCUUAUAAUCUAUAGAUUGAGAAUUUAUUACUAAUUUUAUAUGAUCCUACAGGGUCACACACCUAAGCAAAUUGGAUCAAUAAUAUAUAUUGGAAUUAUGGGAAUGAAAUAUCAUAAUGUAUAUAUAUAUAUAUGUGUUUUAUAUGAUAUAACAAUAUAUAUACAUAAACACGUGAAGGAAUCAAGAGAUGAUAAUCUCUUUCACGUCACAUUGUCUACAUGGGCUUGGCCCACAUUCCAAAUUAAGAGAAUUAGGUUAAUGACAUUUGUUAUAAAACGUGAGACGUGAACAUAACAAAAGGUUGAGACAAAACCCUAUAAAUCCAAGAGAACCACAAAAGAGUUUGUCAAGGUUUUGAGAUUUGAUCUCGACGGUACUACCAUCCCGUUCUGAUCCAGUUUGUGUGCGUGUGGAUACCGGUAGAGGUAUGACGUCUGGAGUGCGUAAAAUCUCGACUUGGUUUAUUCAUCUUUCCGCUGCGAAUAACCAGGUAUAUUCGGAACCCUAAAAUCUAGAUUCAUUUCAGGAUUUGCAUGAGAUCUAGACAAACUAAAUUCAUAGGUUGAUUUAUAAAUCGUUAUAAACCGGUAUGAAUUCUAGCACUAUCUUCUUCUUAUAUAUACUAUUAUCACUUUUCUAUUUUCACUUUUGGGGAGUGCAGAGAAGGAAAGACUGAGAGAGGGAUCUCCGAUGACUACUCUCUCUCUCUCUCUCUCUCUCUCUUCUUCUUUCUUCUUCUUGAUCGCUUUAUGCUCUGUGCUUCUUGGGUGUGCCUCUCGUUCAUCAAAGCUGCAUCUUCAGGCUUACCCAGUUGUUGACUUCUUGUAUUUACAUCGGAUCCCAUGCAGUUAAGCCCUAAAAGAUAACUGGGUUUUAUAAAAAAUCCGUACUUUUGUGUUCAUAGUCUCUAUUCGGGUCUAAAGAGGGUUGAAACAGGACUUGUUCUGUAGUAAAAUCUUGUGGAGUCUUUCGCUUAAGUCAACUCUUCUUGUUCUUGAGAGAAGCCGUUUCUUGACUUUGAAGAUUUCUACGGUUUUUAGGGUUUGAAAUGUCUGAACCAAAGAAACGAUCUUCCUUGCAAGCCAAGAAACCCUCCAAAAACCACAAGAGAAAGACUUUCCAGCUAAACCGUCUCCCUGGUCUGUUGUCUGAGGAUUUGAAAAAUAUGAGAAAACUUUGUUUCGUAGUGAGUGAUCCAUACGCUACUGACUACUCAUCCAGCGAAGAAGAUGAAACGUGUCAGACAAGGAAACGUUAUGUCUGCGAGAUCGACCGUCCUUUCUCUCAAGCCACUGCUCAAUCAGAAUCCGAGAGCUCGUCUUGUCAUAACGGUGGAAGCAAAGCCAAAAUCACCCAUGUCGUUGGACGAUCUAGUGUCAGGAAGCCUGUUGGUGUAAGGCAGAGGAAAUGGGGCAAAUGGGCUGCCGAGAUUAUGCAUCCAAUCACCAAAACAAGAACUUGGUUGGGUACUUACGAGACCCUUGAACAAGCAGCUGAUGCUUAUGCUGCUAAGAAACUCGAGUUUGAUGCUUUGUCUGCUGCCACUUCCUCUGUUUUGUCUGAGAAUGCCCUGUCAGAUGACUCAGCUUCAGGGUCUAACGUUGAAGCUGUGUCAAGCAUUGAUCUUGAUAAGAAGUUGAUAGACUUUAACUUGGCAGAUCUACCGAUUCCAGAUAUGGGUUGCUUCAUUGAUGAGUCACUGAUCUCAAAUGCAUGUACGCUUGAUUUUCACUUACCAGAAGAGAGUGACCAGUUCUUAAAUGACAUGAAAUUCAUUGGUCUUGAACGUGACGGUCCAAGCAACCUUCCAGACUAUGAUUUCUCCGACGUGGAGUUCGAUCUUGGUCUCGUUGGAAACACCAUUGACAACAGGUUUAAUUUCUUCGAUCAUCUCGCAACAACAACUACAACUCCACUUAAUAUCGCGUGCCUAUAAGUUUUGAAGCUAGGUGUUAUUAUGAGUUAUAGGAGCCAAAGUAAAAUGCUAUGUUUUUUUUUGUUCGGUUUUUGUCCAAGUUAUUACAGUAUAGCGGAGGUAGUUAACCUCAGGGGAAGCAAAGAGAUAAGUUUUGCGUGUUUGGUGUUGCGAAAAAGUUUUGUUGACAUAAUAGUUUUGAUGUUGUAGAGAAGAUGAGAGAGGUGAGAUUGAAAUUAUAAUCGUUAUUUAUGUGAAACCUAGUUUAUUGUUUUGUGAUUUCUUCUUCUUCUUCUCCUCUUUAAAUUCAUUAAUAAUGUUCCAUUUUGAUUUGGUUUAUCAUAUGAUCAGAAAACUUGAGAUUCAGCUAUAUAUUGAUAUGAGUCUUUUGACAUUUAAUCCAA